UACGGACAAUUUGCAUUGAUUAUCUCGGGAGUGAGGCCGGUAUACACACCCCCUGAUACCCCGAGCCUAAAUUGCUGAUAAGUACGGUGUGAUGGCGAUCAUGACUACCAAACGUGGCAACCAGCAUUUCUAUCAUACAGCGCCCUUUCUCUUGAUGAUUUUUACUGCACUUCGACCAACUCGCUGCGCUCGGACGUCCAUCUCCAGAAAGCCAUGGUGCGGCAGUUUGGGGCCGCAAACUGUCAAGAUUCCACGUAUGAUCUCCCGGCCGAUCAACCGAAAACUUGAUAGUGACAACGCAUCUACCGCAUUCCCCACAAGGAGCUUCAAGUCAGUCAAGCGGUGACUCCCAAAUGGCUACCCCCCG
Molecule: messenger RNA, 367 nt
Organism: Pseudomassariella vexata
Lineage: Eukaryota; Fungi; Ascomycota; Sordariomycetes; Amphisphaeriales; Pseudomassariaceae
Exons: 1
Coding region: 92-346 (84 amino acids)
Source: RefSeq, a predicted model, not a curated record